Molecule: messenger RNA, 1672 nt
Organism: Calliphora vicina (urban bluebottle blowfly)
Lineage: Eukaryota; Metazoa; Arthropoda; Insecta; Diptera; Calliphoridae
Product: putative methyltransferase C9orf114
Exons: 2
Coding region: 71-1591 (506 amino acids)
Source: RefSeq, a predicted model, not a curated record
AACACGUGCAGUAGUGAAUUAAAAAAAAUAUUAACAAAAAUACAUUUUUUGUAAGACAAAUGUGUCAAAAAUGAUUUCUGUGAAUACACGAAAACCCACCGAAGUCCAUAAAUCAUGGAAAAAAAUUAAUGAAGAACGUAAAGCUUUGAAAAAAGAACGCAAACAAGAAAAGUUACUGAAAGAGUUGGUAAAACAAGAGAAUCUUGAAAAGGAAGAGCAGGAUAAGAAAUUGACAAAAUCAAACAAAUCUAGUGAAACUAAAGCCAAUCCAUCUACCAUAUCUAUAGCCGUUCCUGGUUCGAUAUUGGAAAAUGCACAGUCUGUGGAAUUGAGAACAUAUGUGGCUGGACAAAUUGCCAGAGCUGCUUGCAUCUAUCGGGUAAAUGAAGUGAUUGUAUUCGAUGAUAUCGGUUUGGCAACGGCUCGUGAGACAAAACGUAACUAUGAUAUGGAUGAUGAUGAUGCCGAUGGGGAUACUUCUCAUACGGUGCGCAGUAGUUGCUUACAGCUGGCUCGUAUUUUGCAAUACUUGGAAUGUCCACAAUAUUUACGAAAGUUCUUCUUUCCCUUGCACAAAGAUUUAAAAUAUUCCGGUUUAUUAAAUCCUCUUGAUGCUCCUCAUCAUCUGCGUCAGCAGAAUAUUUUCCGCUACCGUGAAGGCAUUGUAACAGAGAAGCCAGCGAAACCGGGUCAUUCAUAUGUCAAUGUUGGUCUUCUAAAUGAUGUAUUGGUUAAUAAAGCUUUAGAGGCUGGCUUGAGAGUAACCGUGAAAUUGGAUAAUACCAAGGAGCACGUACGCAAACAAAGAGGAACCGUUGUUAGUCCCGACGAGCCACGCCGUGAAACUGGAGUAUAUUGGGGUUAUACUGUGCGCAUUGCACAUACUAUGUCGGAUAUAUUUACCAAAUCGCCCUAUACCGGUGGAUAUGAUUUAACAAUUGGUACAUCAGAUCGUGGUGCAAAUGUUCAGGAAAUACCAGCCAAAUCCCUGAAAUUUAACCAUGUACUCUUGGUGUUUGGCGGCCUACAGGGUCUGGAGUCAGCUUUAUCAAAUGAUGAUAAAUUGCAAGUAGAUGAUCCCGAACUGCUAUUCGAUAACUACAUUAAUGUGCUGCCCAAACAAGGCUCCCGAACCAUAAGGACCGAAGAGGCAAUACUAAUAGCAAUGUCAGCCCUACAGGAAAAAUUAGAUGCCGCAAAUAAUGAUGUGGAAGAAGAACUAAUCAAAGAGGCUUUGCCACGCAGUGAAGAUACCGGUGGUAUAAUACCUCGACCAGGCGAGUCUAAAAUGGCCAAAAAACGUAAACGUAUGGAAGAAAAACAAUCAAAGGUUGAUGAAGUUAUGCCAGCACAAAUACAGCAAGAAGAAAAAUUGCCACAAAUAAGCGAAGAGGUCAAAGCGCCUAGUGAACCAGUUCCAGAAAAGAAAUCCAAGAAUAAUCCAUUUAAAAAGCCACAAAUUGUUGCAGUUUCAGGCGUUAAUAAUGAUGAAAAUUAUGAUAUCGAUUUUGAAGUUGUGCCGGUUGGUAAAUCAGAAACUUCCACUACAAAAACUGCUUCUUCUGCAGAUGAUCUAAGUAGAUUCGAUUAAUCCGUGCAAAUAAAUUAAACAAUAUGAAACUAAAAUAAUUUGUAUCUUAAAUAUACAAAUAAAGUUAAAUUAAACAACAAA